Molecule: messenger RNA, 1874 nt
Organism: Drosophila eugracilis
Lineage: Eukaryota; Metazoa; Arthropoda; Insecta; Diptera; Drosophilidae
Exons: 2
Coding region: 128-577 (149 amino acids)
Biological process (GO): non-motile cilium assembly
Cellular component (GO): ciliary transition zone
Source: RefSeq, a predicted model, not a curated record
GCCCAACGUGAGCAACGCCGCCGUGUUAGCGAUCCGGGGGAUCGAUUCGGGCCAAUUUUCCCGUAGACAUCAGGGGAAUAGCAGGAGGAUCACGAGCCGGAGGAGGAGGUGGUAAGCCGGCAUAAAGAUGCCGCCCAAGCGACCGCCGCCGCUCGUGCCGAAGAAGCCAAACCCCAGCAUGAACUACGAGGUGUUGAUCUACCUCAAUUCGUUCUACUUCGGCAUGUUCGCCUGCUGCGAGAUGGCCAUGGGCCUCCUGAAGGCCAUCAAUCUCAGCUAUACGGGACACACUCUGGCACUGGACACGGGAGUGAUGAUUAGUUUCAUUGUCUUCGAAACCAUUCGCCUGAUAAUGGGUCGUGCGAGUACGCUGGCCGAUCGAGGUUGGUCAGCCAUACUGUCGGUCUUUAUGACCGCCCCCUGUUUCGUGGGCGUCUCCUAUCUGCUCCUGCUGCAGACCUACCGACUGCGCCUGGAGUACUGCCUGUGCACGCUGCAGAUUGCCCUUUACUUCACCGAGGUGUGGUAUGCCAUCGUCUUCGUUUUCUCGCUGUGUCGUCCAGUAACUUAUGAUUAGCCACAUAGACAGCAACAUCAGCCAACCAGCAACAAAUAUAUACAUGCGAAAGUUUAGCAAUAUACAAAGAUCGGAAGUGAAUAAGAUGAAGUCUAAUGAAAAUUGUAAUGAAAAUGAUAAUGAAUUGUAGUAGGCAGCUGAAUUGCUCAUGGCCGAGGAGGAAACUAAACAGAAACAGAAAAAAAAAAAAAAAAAACAUAUGUAGCAUAUUAAAUACUUAUGUAUAGAAAGGUUUAUGAUAACAUACACACACUCUUAUAUACAUAUAUUUAACGGUUUUAUAUACAAAAAUUGUUAACAUUUAAGCAUCAAUUGGAACCAAUAUAAGACAACAAAGCAAACAAAACUUAAACUUGAAUAAUUUUCACAUUUUUAAGAUGACAAUUUUUUUGUAAAAAAAUAUCGAAAAAAAAACACCCAAAACAAAUUUAAUGUGUGUGAAAAUAAUUUAUAAUAGUUCACAAAUAGCUCGAAUCUUAAAAAGAAUUGUAAAAAACAAAACAAGUAGAAUAUCUCAGAAAAUCUAGUCAAAACCAGAAUCAUGUGAAUGGUGCUUAAGAUCGCCAAAAGAAAAGGUCAGCAAAAUAAUUCAUUACCACUAAGCGAAGCAGUUAGUAGUUCAUACCAAUAUUCAAAAAAGAGGAGGAGAACAUACACAAGAUGAAGCCCAGCAAAAGUCUAGACCAUGUGUGUACUUUAAUGAAAAAUACUUUAUAUAAAACUAGCAAAUAGCAUAAAUAACAUGUUCAAGACGGUACUAAAAACAAAACCAAAAACACAGAAGAAGAAACGUUUUACAAGAAAGUGAACAACAAAUUAGCUAAAUCAUAUUCAACAUUUUUAGAGUGUUAAAUACUAGGCAAAAACCCUCCAUUAUAGUGCCGCAAAAUUCUUCUCACUAAGUCUGCCUAUUGGCAACAGAAACCCCCGAUAAAUCACGCUCAAUUAUCCCCGCCUGAAAGGUACCAAGGUUCGGAGAUUGGAGCAGCAAAUGCAGCUCCUCUAUAAUGCUAGUCACUAAUGUUUUUGUGGUUUCAUAGAAAAAUAGCGCACAAACCGGAACGCAAAACUCUCAGACAGUCCACAAAUCUCAUGCUUUUAAAAACGACAAUUUUAAUUAAUAAAUAUACCGCUGAAAGCUGGAACAAAACUAAAACCAAAACCAAAAACCACAUCCUAUGUUGAAUAAUUUACCUGUAUAAUAUUUAUGUAAUUUCGUUAAACGCAAAAUGUUAACAUACUUUUAAAGCGCGUGUAAAACGGAUAGUUAAUAAACAAAGAAAACAAAAAACAAAAA